GGCGUUGUGACUCUGGUCAAUGAAGGAGAGAGCUUCAUGUUCUAAUAAGCGUCGUUUGCACACGCUAGCCUUGUGCUACGGGAGAAUAAUCCUUCCGAGUAUUGCUAUUUCUGUCUAUCGGCCUGUUAUGCCCCCGGAAGUAUGUUUGCCAUCUCGCCGCUGUAGAAGCUCACCAGGUGGUUAUAUACUUGAUGCGUAGCUUGUGAAAUAUGGUAUUAAAUGUUAAGCCAUUUUCUUCGUUGCAUAACGUGUAUUCGUUAUUGUCUGGUCAUUUAGGCAUUCGGAGAAUAUAAAAAACAUCAUCUCUAUAAAGAAGUCAUCACGAUGCGACGUUACGGAGUUACGCUACCAGCGCUUCUCUUGACAUUUGCAUCAAGCCUGGUUCUCGCACAAGAGAUUAACAGCCAGGUUGACAGCAGAAGAGUUCAAUUAAACGAUCCUGGCCCUGAGAAAUACAAAAUUUGGAACCGAGAACGAAAUGCACACGCAUGCAUCAUGUCCAUCGUCUUCAUUGUGCUCUACCCUCUUGGCGCAAUCUCUCUCCACCUCCCUCUCCUGCAUAUCCCAUAUCUCAGAAACACAUAUCUUCAAAACAAAGUCAUGGCGAUGCAUGUUCCAAUUCAGCUGAUCGGAUUCGUCAUGAUGAUUGGAGGCUUUGGUCUCGGCAUCAAGGUCGCCUCCUUUGUUGGCUUUCUCAGCCAUCCGGUGCGCGCCCACGUCGUCAUAGGUUUCAUUGUCGUUUGCACAAUCAUACUCUUUCAGCCUCUCCUGGGACUCCUUCAGCACAGAUAUUUCAAGAGGACGGGUGGCAAGAGCAAGUUUGCAUAUAUGCACCGCUGGCUAGGACGAGGCGCUAUCAUAACCGGCAUGAUCAACACAGGGGUGGGUUUUCAGCUGGCUCAAAAGAAUGUGAUAAUCCACACGAGUUCAUAUGUCAGGAGCUAUGUUAUUCUUGGUAUUUUGACAACUAUUUGGGUUAGUUUGAUUCUUUAUGAUGAGCGCAGAUGGCGCAAGCAGCCGCCGUUUCGGAUGGAGGAGAAAAGGGAGUCACAGGAGCAGCCACUGCAGUAGUAACACAAUAGGAAUAAUAGGAAUGCGAGGACUCGUCUUAUUUUAUUAGGACUGCGUUUAAUGAUACAUCUACCGGGAUCUGUUGUAAUAACCAGCAGUUAAUUUUAUUAGACAAUGAUUUAAUACAUGAAGCUUGCUAAACGCCCUGCCUUUGGCUGCGGUUGUGAU
This is a messenger RNA of Trichoderma asperellum CBS 433.97, 1239 nucleotides long. RefSeq lists its product as uncharacterized. Lineage: Eukaryota; Fungi; Ascomycota; Sordariomycetes; Hypocreales; Hypocreaceae. The record is from RefSeq and is a predicted model, not a curated record.